UCUACAGUGUAUUCAGUAACUGCAACACAGACUGGCUGUAUUUUUAGGCCGUGUGCAUAAAGUUUUGGAGCUGGACAUUUCAGUAAAUAGUGACGUGUUGAGUUUUGUGAAGUCGCACCAACAUUUUAUUACACUGUACAGUUAAAAGUGAAGCAGUGCAGAUGUGCAGUUUCUGCUUUUAUGAGGUUUAAAUUGAUGCAAAAUAUUAAUUUUGUUUAUUUAAACUAUUUAUUUUGCUUUGAACUUUUCAUUUGAGUUGAACAAAAGCAGUUGAACUGCUUGUCAUCAUGUAAAGUUGUUUCUUUCAGGUUGAGCUGAUGAAUCAUGUUUUACAGUGUUCUGCUGAAAGACGCAGGAGGAUCUAAAGAUGAACUCACGGCUGCUGCUGUGCUGUUUGGUGUUCUGCUCGGCAUGCUGGGAGACAGUGAAGCCACACAUGCUGAUGGAGGAGCUGAACAGCUCCAACCUGACCACCACAACCAGCUUCCAGAACCAAACCCACUCCCCCGCCAUCCUCAUAAGCUGUCAAAAACAUCAAAGAAGGCCAAAAAGUCAGAGCAGAAACCACAAAAGACUAAGCUGGCGGGCCAAGUGAAGAGGCCGCCGCCCCCCCCGAACUGCACGCCGCUGUGGGGGAGCUGCAAGAGCCCCAACUCUGUGUGCUGUGAACACUGCGCCUUCUGCUCCUGCCGCCUGCUCAGGACCGUCUGCUACUGCCGCAUGGGCUACCCGCGCUGCUGAGGCCUCAUCAUCACCAUCAUCAUCACUAUUAUUAUUAUUAUUAAUAAUGUGUUAUUAUUGAUAACACAUUAUCAUUAUAAGACUGUUGUGUUCAGUGAGAAUGUACAGAAUCUAUAUGAAGCCUUUCUUAUUUAUUGUGAGCAAAUGUGCACAGAGUGGGGAGCGGAGCGGUCAGAGGGGCUUUAACAGGACCACCCUCACUCAGAACUCAUCACUAAUUAACCCCUGUGUUCUGUUCACUUCAUGAGACGUUUAUCAGUGCAGAUUUUGUUCUUACAUCAUGUUUUACAAAA
Messenger RNA from Colossoma macropomum (tambaqui), 1034 nucleotides. It is a transcript of the gene asip1, whose product is annotated as agouti signaling protein 1. Bases 325 to 741 code for a protein of 138 amino acids. Gene Ontology annotation, molecular function: neuropeptide hormone activity; melanocortin receptor binding. Lineage: Eukaryota; Metazoa; Chordata; Actinopteri; Characiformes; Serrasalmidae. The transcript has 4 exons. The record is from RefSeq and is a predicted model, not a curated record. Gene Ontology annotation, cellular component: extracellular region. Gene Ontology annotation, biological process: positive regulation of melanin biosynthetic process; hormone-mediated signaling pathway; melanosome organization.